UCGGUGAUACUGCAAUACCGCGUAAGUAACAAUUGCAAAUACCGCGGAAGUACGAAAAAAUCAAAAUUGAAAUUUCGCGCCUAUGAAUUCUAGACAGCGAUUGGCAUCGUCACGUGUAACAACGCGAGCGCUAUAACCAAUCAAAUCGCUUCAAACUACACUUGUCGAAACCGCGUGAGUUGUGGACUGACGAUUUUAUCCUCAAUACCGCGUAUCUACACAGCAUUACUUGAAGCGUGUGGUCGUUGUUUGUGCCUCCGUAAUAUAAGUGAUUUUCAUUGAUAUUUUGGGAUCCAACGGUAAAAAAAAUAUUAUGGAAGAGAUAAAUGAUGAUGGUAUGAAGGUCACAACAUUGAGGGAUCUCCAAAAACGACGGCAAGAACUUCUUCGUAAAAGGCAGAGUGUUUUAGACAAAAAUCGUUCUCAAAAUCCAACCAUAUAUACCUAUCAUAAUAUACCUCAAAAAAUUCAUGAGUUACCCAAAAACUUAACAGAUGUUGAUGAGGAUAUAGCUAAUUGCGAUACGUUAACAACAUGUUUUCCCAUAUCUCCCAGUCAGGCUUCAUUCACUGCCAUUCCAGAUGCACAUACAGAACAAACAUUUGUUGUUUUACCUCCAGACUAUACUAGUACUUCAUCUACUUUUGUGCCAAUAUUCACUGAAGAAGUGGCUACAGAUUUUACUCAUUACGAUCCCAGUUCUUCAUCCAAUAUUAUCCCGAAUGUUGCAGAAGAAACAGUUAUACAAAUUCACCUUGAAAAUCCUAGCACUUCGUCCACUGAUGUCCCGCCUGUUGCUCAAGAAACCAUCGUACAUUUUUCUCCCGAUGACUCCACCACCGAUCCAGACUACGUGCCGUUAUCUGAUAUUACUAACAUAGAACCUAUGGAAUCUAAUGAUCCUGAAUGGUUUCCAGAAAGAAAUUUGGAACCAGAAGCUGGAAGAGACUCAAGGAAAAGAAAACGUAAAGCUGACUCUGAAACCUGGAAAAGACAACUAAACAAGAAGGAUAGAAUGUUAGGAAAAGCUUAUCUUGGAUUUAAGAAAGUAGGUAAUAAGUACCAUCAGAAAGAGCCGAAACCUGAAAGAUCUAUGGGCCCUAAGUGUAUGUCAGCAUUUUGUAUUCGCAGCAAAAUUUUUUGCCCAAACCUAUCUGAAGACAUUAGAAAGGACGUUUUCAAUCGUUUUUGGAGCAUGACAUGGUUUGAGAAAAAAAUGUAUGUAAGAUCAAUGAUUGACACGGAACACGUUAAAAGGAAGACUAUUGAAGGCAAUUCUAGACGAUCAGAUACUAAAUUAUAUUAUUUACAAAUAGAUGGCAAAAAGGAAAGAAAUAGGAACAGUAUUGUUUCUAACGCUCUCCUGAGAUUAGCGAUGGAUAAGAAAGUUACCAUUACACAGAAGUAUCUGGAGAAGGGCCACACGCAAAUGGAGGUGGAUUCGGUGCAUUCACUUAUUGAGAGAAAACUCAAAAAUGUCGAGAUUUUCCUGCCAUCGCAAUAUGCAACUAUUACCAAAGUUGCUCGAAAGAAUCCUUUUCCUUACAAAGUCGAACAACCCGAUCAUACCUUCUUCAAAGACUACAGUGUUAAAGAGUACCAAGUUUACGACUCUAUACGCCCUGGGCGUGUUUCUGGCGAUGAUUGUGUUGUGGACUUGCGAGUUUUGAAAUAUAAUCCUAAUGGGACUAUCGAGUUUAAAAAGCACUUCGAAAGUGAAUUUACUCCACUACCUCGAAGACCAAAGAAUAUUUCUACAUUGAUAAGCAACGUACCAAGGCUUUAUGAGUCUAGAUUGCCUAUCCUGGAAAGUAAAUAUGAGCAUUUGCAACAAUUAAAGACUGUUAUUCCUCGUGAUUGCUAUCAAUUUUACGAUGAUUUACCCUCUAAAAAAAAUAAGUUCCUAUAUCAAGAUUUAAGAUCUCAUUAG
Messenger RNA from Manduca sexta (tobacco hornworm), 1930 nucleotides. RefSeq lists its product as uncharacterized. The transcript is spliced from 3 exons. The record is from RefSeq and is a predicted model, not a curated record. The coding region runs from base 314 to 1930 and encodes 538 amino acids. NCBI's taxonomy places the organism in Eukaryota, Metazoa, Arthropoda, Insecta, Lepidoptera, Sphingidae.